This is a messenger RNA of Clupea harengus (Atlantic herring), 7154 nucleotides long. RefSeq names its product endothelial PAS domain protein 1b (gene epas1b). The record is from RefSeq and is a predicted model, not a curated record. Gene Ontology annotation, cellular component: cytoplasm; nucleus; transcription regulator complex. Gene Ontology annotation, molecular function: RNA polymerase II transcription regulatory region sequence-specific DNA binding; DNA-binding transcription factor activity, RNA polymerase II-specific; protein dimerization activity. Gene Ontology annotation, biological process: regulation of transcription by RNA polymerase II; cellular response to hypoxia. NCBI's taxonomy places the organism in Eukaryota, Metazoa, Chordata, Actinopteri, Clupeiformes, Clupeidae.
GCUGCGAGUUCCUGGCUAGAAGCUUGAAGUUUCAGAUCAUUCAUGCAACUGAAGAAACUUUGACAACGGCGAAGUGAAUCGACUCGUCACGACGUGCCUUAUAACCCGUGGAUAUUAUCGUGGCUGUUUAGGUGAAAGGCUGUACAAUCCUCGGCAGUGUUCUGAGACUGUAUAGCCUAACCUGUGGAUUGUCCUUCUGUUGUAGGACGAUCUGUUAUGAUCUGAUUUUUAAAUAGGUAAAUGACGUAUUUAUUGUGAUUAAAUUAAGUUUUUUUCUAAAUGUCUACGGGUCCGUGAGUGCGUGUAUCCUUGUGGCUUUUGAGUUUCAAGAGUUGAGAUUUGUUUUUCACUUGUUGCGCUUUCAAUCGGACUCACGGGAACUAGAGGACAGCUUGUCUAGUCCUGAUCUUCAAACGAAAAGAGAUGACAGCCGAGAAAGAGAAGAAGCGCUCGGAGCGGCGUAAGGAGAAGUCUCGUGACGCUGCCCGCUGCAGACGCAGUAAGGAGACGGAGGUGUUCUACGAGCUGGCCCACCAGCUGCCCCUCGCUCACAGCAUCUCCUCCCACCUGGACAAGGCAUCCAUCAUGAGGCUCGCCAUCAGCUUCCUGCGGACACGCAAGCUCCUGUCUACAAGCUGUAGCAGCAAUGAGACAGAGGAGGACAAACAGAUGGAUAGCCUGUACCUGAAGUCUCUGGAGGGCUUCGUCAGUGUGAUAACCACAGAGGGAGACAUAAUAUUCCUAUCUGAGAACAUCAACAAGUUCAUGGGUCUGACACAGGUGGAGUUGACAGGCCACAGCAUCUUUGACUUUACUCAUCCUUGUGAUCAUGAUGAGAUCCGUGAGAACCUCAGCCUCAAAACAGGUAUUGGAAAGAAAGGCAAAGAGCUGAGCACAGAGAGAGACUUCUUCAUGAGAAUGAAAUGCACAGUGACCAACCGUGGACGUACUGUUAACCUGAAGUCAGCCAGCUGGAAGGUUCUGCACUGCACUGGCCACAUGAAGGUGUAUAACAGCUGCCCUCCGCGGGCUCUGUGUGGCUACAAGGAGCCGCCGCUGGCCUGCAUCGUCAUGAUGUGUGAGCCCAUCCCCCACCCCUCAAACAUAGACACCCCGCUCGACAGCAAGACCUUCCUCAGUCGCCACAGCAUGGACAUGAAGUUCACCUACUGUGACGACAGAGUGACAGAACUGAUGGGCUACAGUCCUGAGGACCUUCUGGGACGUUCUGUCUAUGAGUUCUACCAUGCCCUGGAUUCCGACAGUGUCACCAAGAGCCACCAGAACCUGUGCACUAAGGGACAGGCUGUGAGUGGUCAGUACCGUAUGCUGGCGAAGCAUGGAGGCUACGUGUGGGUGGAGACCCAGGGCACCGUUAUCUACAACAGCCGCAACUCUCAGCCCCAGUGCAUCGUCUGUGUCAACUAUGUCCUCAGUGACAUUGAGGAGAAGUCCAUGGUGCUCUCCAUGGACCAGACAGAGUCUCUGUUCAAGACCCACCACAUGAGCAGCUUCUUCAGCCAGGUGGGCCCUGUGCCGGCCGAGCCCAGCGAUGGCCUCUUCACCAAGCUCAAGCAGGAGCCUGAGGACCUCACUCAGCUGGCGCCCACCCCAGGAGACACCAUCAUCAGCCUGGACUUCGGUCACCCCCAGUUUGAGGAGCAUCAGCUGUUCAGUAAGAUGUCCCCCAGACCCCGUGCCACCGGGCACUCCUUCCUCAGUGAUGGUCACACGCCUGGCACCCCUGAGAUGCCCACUGUCAACCCAACAUUCUGCGUGCCACAGGCACCCCCACCUGGCAGUGCCACUCCCAGCCUGAGCAGCUGCUCCACACCAAGCAGCCCAGAUGAUUGCUAUGCUACUGUGGAAAGUGACCUGACAAGCUCCCAGGUGGAUCUCACAGAAAAGAUGUAUGCUCUGGACCCCCAGGAGACCAAGGCCACUGCCACUACAGAGCCCGAUUUGAGUGAUCUGGACCUGGAGACCCUGGCUCCCUAUAUCCCAAUGGACGGCGAGGACUUCCAGCUGCACCCCAUCUGCCCUGAGGAGUCCCCCGCCAGUGAGGCUGCAGGCCUGGGCGCCACCCAUCACAGCUUCAGCAACAUUGCCAGCCUCUUCCAGCCCCUCUCCACCGGCCCAGCAGCCCACUACCAGCCCACUGUGGGCACCACGGGUACAGGCAAGCGGGCAUCCAGCGCGGGAACCGUGGACUCCUGGCCCAACAUGGCCUGUGGGGGCCCCUCUGCUCUGCCACCUUACCAUGUUCCAGCCAGCACCCCUCUGUCCUCCAUGGGUGGGCGUCAGAAUUUGCAGUGGCCCCCAGACCCUUUAUUACACUACCAACACCAAGUUGCCAAGACGAGCGUGAUGGACGGCAUGGCAACAAAUCAACACUUGCGCCACAUGAUGCCAACCAAUCAGAUGCCUAUGUACAGGCAAAGGUCCAUGGAGAACUUUGUCCAAGCCCAGAGGGACAUGAGCCCAGCUCGCCUGGCUUUGGCUAACAGCAUCAAACGCUCAUUCACACAGAUGGCAACGGAGGACAUGCAGCAGAGUAAACCCUCAGAGAUGAUGUGGAAGAGGAUGCGGAGUGAUGGCUAUACCGCCAUGGACAGGAAGUGUCUCAGCACCAGCGCCCUAUCAGAUAAAGGUAUGGGCUUGUCAGAUUUUGUUGACCAUCAACACAGGAAGACCCAGUAUUCCUGUAACCAAACAUGCAUGUCAAAGAACAGUGGACAGUGCUGUAACUACAGAGAGUACAGCAUGUUGCCCCCACACAAAACAGAGGGGAUGGUGAAUCGUCUCGUGGGCCCUUCCUUUGAGUCCUACUGCCUGCCCGAGCUUACACGUUAUGACUGCGAGGUGAACGUCCCCCUGCAGGGAAGAAUGCACCUGCUCCAGGGCAGUGACCUCCUGAGGGCUCUCGACCAGACCACCUAGACCAGAUACUCAGAUCGGGUCCCAAAUCAGCCCCUCAACACUUCUCCACUACAAAUCCUUCCAGCGACUCGCUGAGGACCCUUGACCAGGCCACCUAAACCAGGCACCAUCAUGGCCUCUAAAAACCUGGUCCCAAAUCAGUCCCUCAUACCCUUCUCACUACAACCCUCCCCUAACCCUUCCCCACCAUCUUAUCCCACAAAAAUACCCACACUGUGAAAAGAAAAUGCUUUCUGAAAGCAGCAGUAAGGGGAUAAACAUACACAGAAAAGUAACCCUAGCAGCUUUGCCACUUUUAUACCAAACAUAUGUUUUGAUGUUUCCUAUUAUGAUGAGGUAUGCCGGUAUAUGGUGUUGGUGAGGCCGGAUUUUCUCAAUGUUCUUUCCAUAAUCCACCUCCCUCUUCUAAUCACUCUAAGGUGGUUGCCCAAAUGUAGCAUUUUGAAGUCUGUGGGUUCAAACAGACACGUGAAUGCGGUUGUGUGUGUGUGUGUGUGUGCAGGACUGGUUCUUAGAAAGGCACAGAUUGCGGUCUGCCAUUAUUGUGCCUUCAUUUAAAGUGAGGUUGGUGCUUGGGAGCCCUUAUUUUGAUCAAAAUUGUCAGCAGACAAAACAGUAUGUUUAAUAAAGUCACAAUAUUAUUCUCACCCAUGCUAAAAUUAUAGCAACACAGGUGCCACUAAAUUUAAACCAUAUGUUCCUCACAGGUCACAGUACCUGAUGAGUCUUUUGUUGUUUUGACUAAUGCCAGUCUGAAAGAAUAUUUUGUUAAACACAGCAAGAUUGAGACGACUUUUCUUGUAACCAUGGGCUAUUUGCUGUCUUACCCACAGACACCCUCCUCAUCCCAUUUUAUUAUUCAGAGAAAAGUCUCUAAUAGUUUUAUUUGUACUAUCUUCACCUUCUAAGCUAUAUACCUGUAUUAUUUUAGUUACAAGGACAUUUCUUGCAUAAAUAUCUUUUUUGUUUUUGUCAGUGUCCGAAACUUAUUUUACCAAACUUUUGUCCUUGUCUUGAGACUGUUGGGUUCUAUCCUGUUCUUCUUUGUCUGUCUUAUUGUCUUUCUCACUCACUUUCUCUCUUUCAUUCUACUUACAGAAAGCUUGAUCAAGGGGCAGACACCCCCCUGUUGCCUUUACCAGAUCACAACAAGUGGCCAUUUUCUCUCCUUAAUCUUCUUUCUUGUUAUUUCUCUCAUAUUCACUGUCUGUCUCUUCCUCACUUCUCAUCAAUAUUCUGUUGUGGUGACCACUUUAUCUUAACGUAUAUAUAAAUAAAUAUUUUUGAGCUGUACCCAUAUAUUUGUUUAAAGUAGAUUGGAGAUGUCCAUUAGUGUGUCUAAGAAUACUGUUUUAUUGCUUGUAGGCUUCGGUACUUUUGUCUUCUCUAUGCAGUAGAUAUAAAUCGGAGUCUUGUCUGAUUUCAACAGCAAGUAGCACUGUUCUUUUUUUCUGUGGUUUGAGAUAUGCAAAAGCCUUAUCGUAUUUUCUCUUUUUUGGCAGGCCAGUACUGUUCCUUCUGUCAUUCUGUUCUUUUGAUUUUGUUGUUGUUGUUAAUAACAAAGCAGUAGAUUAUAUAUAUGCAGUAAUAAGAAAAAAAGUUCCACUCAUGAGGCAUGUAGCAGAUUUAUGAAUUUUGAAAGGCAAACAUUGUUAAGACCACAUUUAAAUAAAACAAACAGAUAACCGCUGACGGAAACAUCCGAAGUAACGAUACCUUUGUAGAUGAGUUGAUAUGUUUGAUUUGGAGCAGCAGCCGAGUUGUGUAUUACUGGGAUCCACCCACAUUAACAUUGUAUCUAUUUGUUUGUUUGUUUUUGAGGGAGGGAGCUGAGGUUGUCUUUAAGGUUGAACUGUGAGUUUUACUAAUGCCUUAAAAAGUUCCUAAAUUUUGGUUUUAUUUUUUUUAAAGAUGACAAUUAGACUAGCCCCUCAGAGCCACAGACUUGUACCCUCUUUCUUCAGUCUUGCUUUAAUGAUAGAUUGACCAGUCCAUGGUACCCAAACCCUGUCCUAUAUAUGUUCUUCUGUUCGUCAUUCGCCAAAUAUGAAAUAUACCCCUUAGUGGUAGUCAGAUAAUGUCCUCAUAACUAUACAAUAAUGUUGGCCAUGUAAAUAUCUUAUAAUAAUUGAUAAUAAUAUCGUAGUCUGAGUUUAGACAACACUGGUGACAAAGGUGAGAUGAGUAGUCUAAGUACUUCAAAAGGUUUUCAGGCGUGGAACUAGCACACUAUGCAGUCACGCAUAGCCAUUGCAUUGACUGCGAACGUGUGCAUGUCAGAUUGGACUAAGUUGUUGGAAAAUUGGAUGAAUUGGAAUUGGAUGUCACGAAUGUCACUGAGGAUUAUUCAGUACACAAGGUGAAAUAGCAAGCGUGGGCAGCGCUCUAUAUUACAGCCUGGGGCUCUGUUCUUCUCAAGCCAAAUUACAAAGGCAUUUAAUUAUUACCCUCUGUUGAGUCCAAACAUAUUUGGAUGUCACAGCUAUAUUAAGCUCAAUGAUCGCUUUGGCAACAUGUGUAAUUGCCACUCCAAGCGAUAAAAUUAAGCCUUAGUUAGCAUCUUACAAUGCUGAAUGGGAACAAAAUGUCUCUAUAGUAUGUUGGCAUGUGAGCUAAUAUAACUCAUAAAGCUGUUGUUCUACAAGAUGUUUUCUUCUUGCCUUCAGACAUAGGGUUAUGAGAGGUAGGCAGAAAGAUGUGUCCACAUAAAGCUGUGAGGAGUCUGCUCAGCCUACCCACUGCUGCAGAUACCUUAUAUUCAAAAGUUUUAAUAGUCACUCUUUCUCUCUUCCUCUCUCUAUAUAUCAAGCAAUCUCUUUUGUACCACCCCCACUCCUUCUUUCUGUUACAAAUACAAAUGUCAAACAAGCUAAAAAAAAAAUCAUAGUGUAUGGAAAAAACAUCGCUGGAACAGCCUCAAUCCAAAGACAGAGAAAAGACAAAAUGUCCUCUUUGUUUUCCUUGAGCCAAAGUGAAUGGAAUCUUGAGCAUUUCCCCCAGUGAUGCAGAGCCUAGAUUAAAAAUAUCACCCGGAUAAUGCAAGGGGAUGUGCAAUUUUAUGUUGUUUAUUUAUGUUCUCUGCUAAGUGGAUGAGGCAGGGCACAUUAGUAUCUGUCAGGGGGAAUGAGAAAUUGGCAUCCCAUCAGACUUCUGUACACAGAUAGCAAGAUGUUUUACUCAAGUAUAAAUAUACUGAGCCCCAAGCCCUAAAUUGCCCACAAGCAGCAUAAAUCUAUUGUCCAAGAGUGUGCCCAUUAGGUAGGUAAAUCAGGAUUUGUGUUCAGCAUCAACCAGGAGCUCAAAGAAUAUUUCUCUAAUGUAAUCUUACUUGAAUUACCAGUGAUAAAAGCCAAAGUAAAGUUGUCCACAAAUGAACUCUAUUUAUUCAUUGCCUUGCAUAUCUCAGUACUGGUUUGGUUGCACUAAAGAUCAUAUAGUUAAAGAGAAAAACUGUACAACUGUAAGUGUGGAGAGACAUAGGAAGUCAUGGUGCAUCAACUACCCUGUGAAAGGCCCACCACCAGUCUUAGCUGUAGCCUCUGUGCCCUCUGAGGGGUGGUUAAAAACCUUAUACGCUAUGUGCAGUUAACCAUAAAAUGUGAUGAAAUGAUAUCCUCGGCAUAUAUAUGUUGCUCACACUCAACCUUAAGGAGAUGGUUUGUCCAAAACUGAAAAAUCUACCAUUUUGUGCUUAAGUUUAUGUCAGUAGCCAUCUAUGAAAGGUUUUGAUCAGCAAGAAACGAACUGUUCAGGAAAACAUCAGUGACCAGAAAGUUGUUGCCACCAUCCAAUUCUGAAGUGUAGAAAAAGCUUCUAGAGUGGAAAAGGAGACAUUCUAUAGUCAACCUCUUUUUUUUAAAGAGAAAGAGGAAACUAAUGCAUGGUUCUACUGGAAUAAAGAUGAGGUGAUAAUGGCAGAGUUUUCCGUUUUCGGAUGAUGUGUCCAUUUAAAGGCAAUGUCAGUUGCGGGGUUUUUUCUAGAUAUAAUAAAGGGGUUGUCUUCAUGGGACUAUGUCUGCUUUCACCCUGUUUAUUUUUUGUUUUGGAUGUCUUAUAGUUACAUUAGCUGAAACCAUGACUAUUUUAAUAUGCUAAAUUCAUAUUUACUAUAUUAUUAUGAUAUUUCUUGUUAUUGUUAUUACUGUAUGGGAAGUUUUACCCCAGUAAGAAGUUUUAUUUCUGCACUGAUAUGUUAUUAAAGCAUAUUGAUCUCA